UACUUUAAAUGGCCAUAGAGAGGAAUAUAUUAAAAAUACACCUUUUGGUUAUAUUUCUCUCUAUAGCGACUGUUGGUCUUGUAACGUUGAACAACGUCCGAUAUCGUAUGUUAUUUUAAAAACACUCUGGAAUUUAUCGUCAGAUAAAUCUGUUGAAUUCGUUGAAAACGAUUUUAAAAAUGAUGAUAUUGAAAAUAUUAUAACCAAGCAU
This is a messenger RNA of Dentiscutata erythropus, 211 nucleotides long. The record is from the annotation of a GenBank genome assembly. Lineage: Eukaryota; Fungi; Glomeromycota; Glomeromycetes; Diversisporales; Gigasporaceae.